AUGGCUUCACAGACCCCCUCCAGCAUCGCGAUGGCUCUUGCUGGCAAGACCCAAACCGCUUCUGUUGAUAUCCCCCUGCCCCGGAGCAUCCCAGGCAAGGCGCCUGCCCGGCUGGGCCAACCGGCCAUGCUUCCGACGCCACCCAACUCCAUCUCGCCCACGCUGCCUCCCCAAGCCUUCAAGCACCGCGCCGCCCUCUCUCCCGGCUCGCUCUUGUCCACAGUGCCCCAGCUGGACUCAGAUAUCGAUCUGCAGGAUGCCGUCGAGCAUGCCAUCAGCCAGAACCAGACUCACGAGCACGCGCAGCCCCAGUCCGCCACCCUAGACUUAGACAGCACCGGCGCCAUUACGCCUGCCAUGCUGGCGCGUUAUCAUCUACCGGACAUUCUGCUCUCGCAGGGCCCUCUCGCCAUCCGUCAUGUCAUGGGCCACUUGACCACUUCAGUUCCGGGUUUCUCGCGCAUUCCCCCUGCCAAGGCUCGUCGUCUGGUGGUUGCUGCGCUCGAAGGUCGAGGUAACGGUGGCGAGGCGGGCGGAUUGGACGGCGACGUGAUUUUCGAGAAGAUUGGCUGGGGACGCUGGGACGCGCGACGACGGGGCGAGCCUGUCCGCGAGCGCUCGCUCAACAUGUCUUCGCCACCUUCCAGCAUCGCCGAGUCCUUCCCGCAGCGCGGCCUGCAGAUCGAGGGCCGUAACAACGACCGUCGGUAUUCGUGCGCCACCGGUAUCGAGUCUGCCGCCUUCUCAUACACUGAGGACUAUGGCAUGCCGGAGGACCUCGACAUGCUCGAGCACGAGGCCGACAAGAUGUCUUUGGACGGCGAAGAUGGACGCGAGUUCUGCUCUUCCUCCGAGGCGCCUGACGAGAUGCAAGAUGAUGACGAGGGCACCGACACGGACGAAGAGGACUGGGCGCAGAUUGGUGCGGAUGCGCUGCGCGCUCGCUCGUACAACGGGGGUGGCGGUCCGUUUGUUCGCAGCAACGUUGCUGCUCGCGCGAAGGCUCUUCCUGCUGGAGUUUUCGGACCCACCCUAGACGCGAGCGCGCCCCGCAAUAUCGACACUCAGGAACGCGCUGCGGUCGAGGCACUGCUCCGCUUGGGCUCCAUGUAA
Messenger RNA from Penicillium argentinense, 1113 nucleotides. RefSeq lists its product as uncharacterized. Gene Ontology annotation, biological process: positive regulation of transcription from RNA polymerase II promoter by glucose. NCBI's taxonomy places the organism in Eukaryota, Fungi, Ascomycota, Eurotiomycetes, Eurotiales, Aspergillaceae. Gene Ontology annotation, molecular function: sequence-specific DNA binding. The transcript has a single exon. The coding region runs from base 1 to 1113 and encodes 370 amino acids. The record is from RefSeq and is a predicted model, not a curated record. Gene Ontology annotation, cellular component: nucleus.